This is a messenger RNA of Carica papaya (papaya), 695 nucleotides long. Its product is annotated as MLP-like protein 31. Gene Ontology annotation, biological process: defense response. NCBI's taxonomy places the organism in Eukaryota, Viridiplantae, Streptophyta, Magnoliopsida, Brassicales, Caricaceae. The record is from RefSeq and is a predicted model, not a curated record.
UCUCAACGAAAGAUAUCUGAUUGUGUUUUAAAGAAAAAUUCUUCAGUAUUAUCGGUUAACAUCUAUACACUAGAAAAAGAAAAUGUCUCUGCACGGUAGACUAGAAGCAGAUGCAGAGAUCAAGUCUCCUGCUACCAAGUUUCAUCAAGUAUUUACUCACAGGCCACAUCACAUCUCCAACAUCAACUUCGACAAGGUUCAAGCUUGUGAUUUACAUGAAGGUGAUUGGGGAAAAGAAGGCACCGUUAUCUGCUGGAGUUAUGUUCAUGAUGGGAAGGCGAAGACUUCGAAGCAGAUACUUGACAGGAUUGAUUAUGAGAAUAAUUUAAUGACGUUCCAUCUUAUUGGAGGAGACCUGAUGGAGGAAUACAAGAGCUUCAGAAUUACUUUCCAAGCUAUUCCAAAGGAAAAUGGUGAAGGCAGCAGAGUGCACUGGAUUUUUGAAUAUGAGAAGCUGCAUGAUGAAAUUGUUCAUCCCGAAACUUUGCUUGAUUUUCUUGUCGCCCUCUCCAAAGACAUUGAUGCUCAUCUCGUCGAGCAACCAUAGAGCGCGCUGCUAUCAUCUCUACUACUCAUAUAUACUUAUAAUUUACAUAUAUAUAUCUUGUAAGGUUUGGGUGCAAUGUUUGUUUUUCAAUUAUCUAUGUUUGUUGGUGUUUGGUUAUGAUUAAUUUAAAGUGUGGCCUUCUUACUAA